AUGGCCGCGGUCGAUCCUGCUCUGCAGGACCCUCUCCUCUCACUUCGGCGCGCCAUCGCCUCCGGCAGCCUCCCAACCCCGACGACCUCUUCGGAGCUCACCAACGAACAUGCCACAGAGGAUCUAGCCCAAGCGACACAUCUAUUCUUCUCUCAACCAUCUCCACAAGUCAUCGCCCUUUCAACACCGACGCGAUUCGUUUCCGCAUCCACCAGCUCCCCCGUCGACCUACGCAGCAUCUUUUUCGCCUGGCAGAAGAAAGACGUCGCUAUCCCCGAAUAUAUCGCAUCGGCGCAGGAACUGAAUGAAUCUCUCAAGUCAAAGGAGGGCGAUGACACACAGGUCCAGAUCCUGGUUUUCGUCGAGCGUCUGGAUCUGCUCACCUGGUUGGAAGGUGCCGACGCUACUAGCGAAUAUAUCAAGCCUCUGGAAGGCGCUGCCGCUGCCGCUGAGGCGGCCGUCGCUGCAGGUGCUGUUCAAUCCGAUGCUGCGGCUGGAAUUGCCUCUGGGGCUACUGGGGGUAUCUCGACGGUUCCCAGUGGACCUGUCGGAGCCGUGACGACAGGUGCUCACGGAAGCCGUGCGCAAAAGACUAUCGACCCCCGACUACAGGAGAUCUACAAUGGCGAAAGAAAGACCGGAGAUCGAAACACCGUGCUACGAGGAAUCAAACCAACCGACUUCUCGCACGUCCGGAAAAGCGCCGAGCUCUUCCUUGAUCGAAACCGCAAUCGACCCGGCCAAGCAGGCGUAAAGCCAGGCAGCAAGACUUCCGCCAUGGUGCCGGCGCCGUCCGCGGGGCUCUCCGCACCAUCGCGCAAGCCAAGCUCCCGCCCCGAUCCAAUCAUCCUCCUCUCCCCAUCCGCCUCUUCUCUCAUCCGCAUGUCGAAUAUCAAAUCCUUCCUCGGCGAAGGUAUCUUCGUGCCACCCGACCACCCAACACUGAGCAUGUCGACCGAUGCCAAUUUCAUGGAGAUCAAGCGUCCGUUACGCAUCAAGUCCGAUCCCUCCAAUCCCAACGCUACCUCGAUCGGUUCGCACGGUGGUGGUCGCGGGCCCAAGCCAACUAAAUUCAUUCUCGUCGACGGCACGACUAACUUCAAACCUGAGUACUGGUCGCGGCUGGUGGCUGUCUUUACGACUGGCCAGACGUGGCAGUUCAAGUCUUAUAAGUGGUCUUCGCCGCCGGAGCUCUUCAAACAUGCGACGGGUAUCUAUGUUGGCUGGCGUGGCGAGGAGACUCCCCCGUCCGUGAAGGGAUGGGGUCGUGGCGUGAAUAGUUUCGCUGUCGAGCGGUGGGAUGAGAAGGGUGGGAUUCAGGGUUCUGGACGCUGGCGGGAUCGUGAGGUUGUUGAGGGUAUUUGGACGGCUAUUGAGGAGGGCAUGAAGCUUCGUGGCUGGGGAUCUAAGUAA
Molecule: messenger RNA, 1413 nt
Organism: Penicillium cosmopolitanum
Lineage: Eukaryota; Fungi; Ascomycota; Eurotiomycetes; Eurotiales; Aspergillaceae
Product: RNA polymerase II accessory factor CDC73 family protein
Exons: 2
Coding region: 1-1413 (470 amino acids)
Biological process (GO): positive regulation of transcription elongation by RNA polymerase II; transcription elongation by RNA polymerase II
Cellular component (GO): Cdc73/Paf1 complex
Molecular function (GO): RNA polymerase II complex binding
Source: RefSeq, a predicted model, not a curated record